AUGAGGCUGAAAUUACCAAACCCAGGACUGGAUGACCGGAUCCCGUCUCACAAGGACCUGGAGAGGAUGGAGAAGGAAGAGGCUGGAGACAGGCCAAAAUGGGACAACAAAGCCCAGUACCUGCUCACCUGUGUCGGCUUCUGUGUGGGACUCGGCAACGUCUGGAGGUUCCCUUAUUUGUGUCAAAGUCACGGAGGAGGAGCGUUUAUGAUUCCAUUCCUCAUCCUGCUGGUUCUGGAGGGAAUCCCACUGCUGCACCUGGAGUUUGCCAUCGGUCAGCGACUGAGGAAAGGCAGCGUGGGAGUGUGGAGCUCAAUCAAUCCCUGUCUCACUGGAGUUGGUAUUGCUUCCCUGUUUGUCUCAAUUUUGGUGGGUGUGUACUACAACACCAUCAUGGCCUGGAUCAUGUGGUAUCUCUUCAACUCCUUUCAAGAUCCUCUUCCUUGGAGCCAAUGUCCUCUGAAUGCUAACAGGACAGGCUUGGUUGAGGAGUGUGCUCGCAGCAGCACGGUCGACUACUUCUGGUACAGGGAGACCCUGAACACGUCAACAGCUAUUGAUGAGUCUGGGGGGCUGCAGUGGUGGAUAGUGCUGGCCUUGGUGGCUGCCUGGAGUCUGCUCUAUGUCUGCUGCAUCCGGGGGAUUGAGACCUCGGGAAAGGCCGUGUACGUCACAUCUACUCUGCCAUAUUUGGUCCUCACCAUCUUCCUCAUCAGAGGACUGACUCUGAAAGGCUCUAUAGACGGAAUCAAGUUUCUCUUCACACCAGAUGUGAAUGAGUUACUAAAUCCGUCAACCUGGUUGGAUGCUGGUGCCCAGGUGUUCUACUCCUUCUCUUUGGCUUUUGGAGGUCUCAUCUCUUUCUCCAGCUACAACUCUGUUCACAACAACUGUGAGCAAGACGCUGUUCUUAUCUCCAUCAUCAAUGGCUGCACAUCAGUGUACUCUGCGACGGUUAUCUACUCCAUCAUCGGCUUCAGGGCCACACAAAAUUAUGACGCGUGCUUAGACGGCAACAUUUUGAAGCUGAUGAAUGCCUUCAACCAUCCCGAAAACAACAUCACAGAAAGCAACUACUAUGACGUUCUGGCGCACCACAACCAAACAAGUCCAGAGAUCAUCCAAGAAUUGAACCUACGGGUCUGUGACUUGCAGACCUUUCUCAGUGAGGGUGUUGAGGGGACAGGUUUAGCCUUCAUCGUGUUCACUGAGGCCAUCAUCAAGAUGCCCUUUUCACCUCUCUGGGCUGUCCUGUUCUUCAUCAUGCUUUUCUGCCUCGGACUCUCCACUAUGUUUGGCAACAUUGAGGGAGUAGUGGUUCCUUUGCAGGACCUAAAGUUGCUCCCAAAAACCUGGCCCAAAGAACUCUUUGCUGGCCUGACAUGUUUAUUUUCUUUCGUACUUGGGCUCAUAUUUGCUCAGAGAUCUGGAAACUACUGGUUGGCUCUUUUUGACAGCUUUGCAGGAUCUAUUCCUCUUCUGGUUAUCGGGUUCACUGAAAUGGUUGCUGUCAUCUAUGUCUACGGCGUAGAUAGGUUUAACGAGGACAUUGAGUUUAUGAUUGGCCACAAGCCCAAUAUAUUCUGGCAGGUGACGUGGAGGUUUAUUAGUCCACUCAUUAUGAUCGUCAUCUUGGUAUUUUACUUUGUUACCCAAGUCACCAAGGACAUCACCUAUUUGGUUUGGGACCAGGAGGCGGAGAACUUCCCAACCCUUGACCCACGUCCAUAUCCCUCCUGGAUCUACGUCAUCAUCUUCAUCCUGGCUGGAAUUCCAAGUUUAGCCAUCCCCAUAUUUGGUUUCUUCAAAUUCAUCUACAUGAGAUGCAAGCGGAAGGACUACGGUGACAGUACAGUGGACACCAUCUCUGCCACAGUACAAAUGAAUGAAAAAAUUAAGUUUUAAAUUGCUUCUUCUUUCGUGAAGCUGUUUCAUGUUUGCCUGUACGACGCUUGUGCAGAAUAUUACACUUAUUGCACAAUGACAGAAGAGCACAUUCCCGAUUACUAGAAAGUAGGAAUCAAUUUGAAAGGAUUUUCUGUGAAAUAUUCGUUUUGAAGAAUAGGAUUGACGAUACCUUUUUAUUAAUGUUCUAAUAUUAGUUUCCCCGUUGUGUCAUGAUUUAUGUGUUAUUGUAUGCUGUUUGUUCAGGCAGUAUUUUGGGAAAGACAGUCAUUGUUGAUGACUUUGAAAACAUAUAAUAUACAUAUACAUAGAUAUACAUAUAAUUCAUAUUUUUCAUGAUUUCCCAUUUGUCUGGUUUGUAAUUGAGCCAUGUUCACAGUGUCAGCUUCUUUUAUACAUAUAUCUAGUGUUUUAUCUAGCAGGAAAAAAGUCUGAGCCCUUUGCCUAAUUUCAUAAGUUUGCUGUAUGUGAAACGAUUUGUAAUAUUUUGUAAAUAACCCUCUUGAAGCAGAUCUUUGUUAAAUUAUAACAUUUGUUAUAUUGUGAGCUUCUCCAUGGUCCUUUUUCGUUCGCUACAUCACAGGUUUUUAGAUGAUGUUUGUGCUGUUUAUACUUUUUUAAAUAGUGUUUUAAUGUAUAUUGCAACACUGCACUUACCCUGCCAUAAACGGUCAGGUUAUGUGACCUGUUAAUAAUCUCCUCACCGGUUCAGACUUAACAACAAAAUUAUGUGGUUACUAUGUGGUCCUGUUGAGCUAGUAAAAUAAAUUGUGUGGAAUAUCAUGAACUUA
Messenger RNA from Solea solea (common sole), 2696 nucleotides. Its product is annotated as sodium-dependent neutral amino acid transporter B(0)AT1-like. The transcript has 12 exons. Lineage: Eukaryota; Metazoa; Chordata; Actinopteri; Pleuronectiformes; Soleidae. Bases 1 to 1905 code for a protein of 634 amino acids. Gene Ontology annotation, biological process: sodium ion transmembrane transport. Gene Ontology annotation, cellular component: plasma membrane. The record is from RefSeq and is a predicted model, not a curated record.